GCAGCCGCAGCCGCAACGUAGGAGCGCGCGGCCGCGAGCAAAGGAGGGAGGGAAGGAAGGAAGAGAGGGAGGCAGGCAGGCGGGCGCGGGGCUCGGGGACUGAGGCGGUAGAGGGAAGCGAGAGCCCGGCAGCCGCUUCGCGCUGUGUUUGCUGCGCGGGCUUUUGGAGGGGCGGCCGUGGAGUCGGCCGAGGAGAAGCGGACACCGGCGGCGUUGGUGUUGGCGCCUGGGGGCGGGGGACUGGGGAGGCGAGAAGGGGGGUCGCUGCGGUGCUUCUCUCGCUGUCGCGCUCUCCUUGCCUUUCUCCCGGCUCGGUGGGCUCCUCCCGGCGUCUCCUUUGCCUCCGGGGCCCCGAUCCCCGCCCCCCGCGGUAUGUCUUGAUCCCGAGCAGCGGGUUUCAUGGGGCUCCUCAGGAUUAUGAUGCCGCCCAAGUUGCAGCUGCUGGCGGUGGUGGCCUUCGCAGUGGCAAUGCUCUUCUUGGAGAACCAGAUCCAGAAACUGGAGGAGUCCCGGUCGAAGCUAGAAAGGGCUAUUGCAAGACAUGAAGUUCGAGAGAUUGAGCAGCGACAUACGAUGGAUGGCCCUCGGCAAGAUGCAGCUUUAGAUGAGGAAGAAGACAUGGUGAUCAUUUAUAACAGAGUCCCCAAAACUGCAAGCACCUCUUUUACCAAUAUUGCCUAUGACCUAUGUGCAAAGAAUAAAUACCAUGUUCUUCACAUCAACACUACCAAAAAUAAUCCAGUAAUGUCACUGCAAGAUCAGGUGCGCUUUGUAAAGAAUAUAACUUCCUGGAAAGAGAUGAAACCAGGGUUUUAUCAUGGGCACAUUUCUUAUUUGGAUUUUGCAAAAUUUGGUGUGAAGAAGAAGCCAAUUUACAUUAAUGUCAUAAGGGAUCCUAUUGAGAGGCUAGUUUCUUACUAUUACUUUCUGAGAUUUGGAGAUGAUUAUAGACCAGGGUUAAGAAGACGAAAACAAGGGGACAAAAAGACCUUUGAUGAAUGUGUAGCUGAGGGCGGCUCAGACUGUGCUCCAGAGAAGCUCUGGCUUCAAAUCCCAUUCUUCUGUGGCCACAGCUCGGAAUGCUGGAAUGUAGGAAGCAGGUGGGCUAUGGAUCAAGCCAAAUAUAACCUAGUUAAUGAGUACUUUCUGGUGGGAGUUACUGAAGAGCUUGAAGAUUUUAUCAUGUUAUUGGAGGCAGCUUUGCCCCGGUUCUUCAGGGGUGCUACAGAGCUCUAUCGUACAGUAGGAAAGAAAUCUCAUCUUAGGAAAACCACAGAGAAGAAACUCCCUACUAAACAAACCAUUGCAAAACUACAGCAAUCUGACAUUUGGAAAAUGGAGAAUGAGUUCUAUGAGUUUGCACUAGAGCAGUUCCAAUUCAUCAGAGCCCAUGCUGUACGAGAAAAAGAUGGAGACCUCUACAUCCUUGCACAGAACUUUUUCUAUGAAAAGAUUUACCCUAAAUCGAACUGAGUACAAGGUGUGGCAGUUAGAUUCUUGAACUACAACUUUGACCCUGUCUUCACCUUAGUUCUCAGCUCCACAACUUGGAUUGCUGAUGGGUGUGUAAGAUAAUUUGUAUUGAACUGAGUUAGGAUACAGAGAGUGACGUCAAGGAAGUAGAUUCUGGCUGACAUGUCAGUGGUCUAGGAAGUUUAGGUUUCAGCCUUUUUUUUUUUUUCUGUCUAAAUUUUGGUGGGAGUUAUAACCUGCCUGAACAAAACCUACACAUCACCUAAAAUAAACACAUAGCAGGUCUAAUUGAAGGCUAAAUAAUGAAAUACAAUUUCAGAAAAAGUUCUGAUACUCUGUUUUUGAUAAAGCAUUUUUUUCAACUAACCAUCAAUGAAGAUGAAUCCAUUUGCUACUUCCACCUUCACCUGGAGGUUUGGGUUAUACACCUCUACUGGAUAGUGUUAUUAACUGUUUGGCGAUGUGUACUUUGUUUCUGUGAAUCACGUCCCAUGAAAUUCACUGAAAUGUUUGAUCACGUUUGCUAAGACUGUAUCUGCUGUAGUUGGAACUGCCCGUAUUUAUGUAGGUCAUUUUAAUUUUCUUAAAAAAAGUGAUGAUUAGUGUUAAAAAUCAAUUUAAACCAUUAUUAAUACUGUAAAAAGAAUCAAAGCAGUAUUUCUCAUUCCUGUCUCCCCAGUAUCUAAGAUUGGGGAAACACUUCAAAGAAUGUUGACAUUGCCUGAAGUUUUGGUUAAGGCUUCCACACAUUAAUAUCAAAAAAGUAAGUUUAGUAUUUGUUUCUCCAUGGGUUAUUUGUAAAGGUGUAAACUGAGGUAUUGGUGAGUCCAUAUUAUAACUCCAUUUAGUGAGCUGUGGUAUGGGUAGGAUUUUCCUACUUCUUCUGUACUUUUACUUGUAGACUAUUUUUACUAAGGUGCUUUAUAAUGUGUUUUAAAGCAUUGCAUUUACAAAAAAAAAUGGAAAAUGCUGUAAAUACUGCAUAUUUUAUGUAUUUGGACCAAAAGAUUAUAAGUAAUUAGACAAAAAGUGGUUUUGCACCAAUUUUAUUAUGUCAAGUAAAACCAUCAGACCUACUGUUCUUGUAUUUUUCAUUUAACUUUACUGUUAAGACAUCACUGCAGUGAACUUCAAUAACCUUUCAAUUUUGAUACACAGUACAUUAUUCAUAAUUGGGGGCAGUAGUUAUAGUGGAAAGAGUACUGGAUGAGGAGUCAGAAAACUUGAUUUCUUGUCCUGGCUCUGCCACUUACCAGCUGUGUGAUCUUGGGCAAGUCACUUAAUCGCUCUCUGCCUCAGUUUCCUCAUCCUGCAGUGAGGAUGAUAAUACCUGUCCUACCUACCUCACAGGGGUGUUGUGAGGAUUAAAUGAGAUGGCAUGUGAAAGCACUUUGAAACUGUAAGGCGCUAUAUAAACGUAAGGUAUUAUGGAAACAUCUUUAACAUAUAGUUUCAUACCAUUCAUUUUUUAACAAAGAAGAAGGGUCCACCUAUAAGCUGGUUGAAAAAACAGUUAAUCUCUUGAUAUAAAUUUGUGUUUAAUAAAU
Molecule: messenger RNA, 3020 nt
Organism: Delphinapterus leucas (beluga whale)
Lineage: Eukaryota; Metazoa; Chordata; Mammalia; Artiodactyla; Monodontidae
Gene: HS2ST1
Product: heparan sulfate 2-O-sulfotransferase 1
Cellular component (GO): membrane
Molecular function (GO): heparan sulfate 2-sulfotransferase activity
Source: RefSeq, a predicted model, not a curated record